Messenger RNA from Drosophila rhopaloa, 4318 nucleotides. It is a transcript of the gene ttk, whose product is annotated as protein tramtrack, beta isoform. Gene Ontology annotation, biological process: regulation of transcription by RNA polymerase II. The transcript is spliced from 5 exons. NCBI's taxonomy places the organism in Eukaryota, Metazoa, Arthropoda, Insecta, Diptera, Drosophilidae. Gene Ontology annotation, molecular function: protein binding. Bases 319 to 2256 code for a protein of 645 amino acids. Gene Ontology annotation, cellular component: nucleus. The record is from RefSeq and is a predicted model, not a curated record.
UCUGUUUAACAAUUGCGGGCAGUGCAUUAGUAUCCAAUUUAAUUUGAAAAGUUUACAGUGAAACUAAUGAAGGGUUUCAGAAAAUAAUAAAACAUUUUACUCACAACUUUAAAGGAAAAAAGUCUCAAAAAGCACGCUCUGGAAUAUAUGUUUUAACGGCCCGAACAGCUGUCAGGCUUCAAGGAGAAUCCCAGCCCAGGACAACCAAAGGACCUUAGAUGUUCCCAGGGCACACAGACAGCCCCACUUACAUGAGGACAUAAAUCGCGAUCACACACACACUCGCACACCUCUUAGUGACGCAGCCACGGCCUUCAAAUGAAGAUGGCAUCUCAACGCUUCUGCCUUCGGUGGAACAACCAUCAGAGCAACCUGCUGUCCGUCUUCGACCAGCUGCUCCACGCAGAAACUUUUACAGAUGUGACGCUGGCCGUCGAGGGUCAAUACCUAAAGGCACACAAGAUGGUGCUAUCCGCCUGCAGUCCUUACUUCAAUGCACUGUUCGUAAAUCACCCGGAAAAGCAUCCGAUUGUCAUACUAAAGGACGUACCCUACUCGGACAUGAAAUCACUGUUGGACUUUAUGUACAGGGGCGAGGUCUCAGUGGACCAGGAGCGACUUACCGCAUUCCUGCGCGUGGCCGAGAGCCUGCGCAUCAAGGGCCUCACAGAGGUCAACGACGACAAGCCCUCCCCGGUGGCGGCCGCAGCAGGAGCGGGGGCGACGGCUUCCGAGAACACGCCCACUCCACCCCAGCUGCAGCGCAUCCAGCCGUACUUGGUGCCCCAACGGAACCGAUCGCAGGCUGGCGGACUGUUGGCUAGUGCCGCCAAUGCCGGAAACACCCCCACCCUGCCGGUGCAGCCGUCGCUGCUCAGCUCGGCUCUAAUGCCCAAGCGAAAGAGGGGCAGGCCCCGCAAACUAUCAGGCAGUUCGAAUGGCACGGGGAACGACUAUGACGACUUUGAUCGCGAGAACCUCAUGAACGACUCCUCCGAUCUGGGCAACGGCAAAUUGGGCAAUGAAUCCUUCUCCGGAAAUGAUGAUGGCUCCGAUGACAAUCAGCAGAAUGUAGGCCACGCCGAUGAUCUGAAUGAAAGUCGCGAUUCUCUACCACCGAAACGAUCAAAGAACGCCAAGGAUCACCGCACUGUAAGCCAGCACGAGGACAACAGCACUUCCGAUGGCAACGACAGCGACGGCGAAGGUCUGGACACUUCUUAUAUGGAACCUCAACUCAUGCUGGACGAAUACGAUGAGCCCGUUGAGUUUAAGUACAACCCGCUCACCGAAAACAGCUCGCCCACGCAGGACCACACGGAUGGCAGCCACAUCAACGAGCAGGCGCGUCAACAGGCCUUCCUCAUCGCCGCCCAAAGGAAGCAUCAAGCGGACACAGCUGCAGCGGCAGCGGCGGGUGGCGGUCUCAAGCUUAACAUUAUCGGGAUGGCGGCAGGAGGGGCGCAGGUGAAGAGCAUGGUCAGCAUACCCAAGUUGACGCCCAUUGGUAAGGUCAACGCCGCCUCUACGCCACUGGUAUCGCCGGCCGGGUCCUCCUCCAUGGCGUCGGUCAAACCACGCGUUCAGAAAAGGCCCAAACUAGCCAAACAGAACGGCGAUGUCAAGCCGGCCGUGUUUACCAGCCAGGAAUACCUCGACAUUUACAACAGCAACGACGGCUUUAAGUUUAAGGCCGCCGGCCUGAGCGGUAGCACGCCGAACCUUAGUGCCGGAAUGGGAACGCCGUCGGUGAAAACCAAGCUGAAUUUGAGCAGCAACGUGGGCGAGGGCGAAGCGGAGGGCUCUGUGAGGGACUACUGCACCAAAGAAGGAGAGCACACAUACCGCUGCAAGGUCUGUUCCCGCGUCUACACGCACAUCAGCAACUUCUGCCGGCACUAUGUGACCUCUCAUAAGCGCAACGUGAAGGUGUACCCGUGUCCCUUCUGCUUCAAGGAGUUCACGCGCAAGGACAACAUGACGGCGCACGUGAAGAUCAUCCAUAAGAUCGAGAAUCCGUCGACGGCGUUGGCCACAGUGGCGGCAGCGAAUUUGGCCGGUCAGCCGCUGGGCGUUUCUGGGGCUUCGACGCCUCCGCCGCCGGAUCUGAGUGGCCAGAACUCAAAUCAGUCGCUGCCCGCCACCAGCAAUGCGCUCUCCACCUCCUCCUCCUCGUCGACGUCCUCGUCUAGCGGAUCCCUGGGACCGCUGACGACGUCCACAGCCCCGCCAGCUCCAGCAGCUGCGGCGCAGUAAUCUCCGGACACCUCACUUUAAGCCCAAAAAAGCACUAACUCAAAGAAAAAGUGGAGAUUGAGGCAGUCGCUAACAAUUAGAGGAAGCAUACUGCAGCGCCAGGCGCUCUUCGGGAUUAAUUUGUUGUUGGGAAGGGGAGCAUUAGAAGUUAAAGUAGAUUUUUUGUUGAUUUUGUUUUUAGUUUUUUACUUGGCUUCGAUGGAUGACGGAAAUCUCCGGAGCCAGCAGACGUUUUUAUGUUGUGCAAUUUACUUCUUCAGUUACAAUUACAAUAAUUUUUUGGACCCCUUUUUAAAGACCCGAUCUGAACGCAAUGCUUAUCUAAUCCUACCAACUACCCCUAAGAUUUACGAUUAUUAUUUAUCCCCGACCGAUGACUGCGUGUCGAUCGUUCUUCAUUAGCGCGUAGUACAAGACCCAAAAUCAAAUAAUUUUUGUGGCUUAAACUUUACAAACCCAUCCAUUAGGUUGCCUUUUUAUUGGACACCAGAGCGGCCUUAUAUGCGAAGUGUAUCCCGGCAAGAGUUACACUAAAAACCGAAACUAAACCUGCACUUUUAGAUAAUUUAACUAUAUAUACACACAGAUAUGUUAUUAAUAAUUAUAUACAUAAUAUAUAAAAACAUUGAAUGGUAUGUCUAGCUGUAGUUCUAUUAAUUAAUUUAUCAUUAUCACUAUGUUCGAUACGCUAAUGUUAAUGCUAUACAAAUAUUGCAAGCCGAAAUCAGAAAACGAAAAGAGGAGAAUCUAUGUAAUAUUAAUCAUGCGAGAGGGAGCGCAGAUCUACCUUGUUGCCUUCAAAUGAAGCUAGUUAAAAGUUAAAACCGGGUCUGGGCCAAGGUCGUUUGACCCCCAGCACCCGCUCACCCACACACUUCCCCCGUAACAUCCGAAAUCCGGCGAAAGAUUUAAAAUGUUUCGUCGGAAUCGUCGAUAAAGUGUAACUACAAAUAGUAACAGCAACAAUAGUUGUAAUGAUAAAGCUAAUAUUAGUGAGCAUAACGUAAACCUAAUUUAUCAUCUAUAAACGAUUUAUGUUGUAUAUCGGAGGCUUAAAUUAUCGCCAAAGAAAAUGAAAAACAAAAGAAAUGAUAAACAAUAUGCAGUUGAAAUUCAACAGUAAAAACAGAGCAGCAGCAGCGCCCGUAGUAAAAAAAACAGUGUAAAAUGGCAAAAUAUUGUUGUCAAUGCGAAACGAUCUCCAAACAAAAUAAAGCUCUUGAAAAGUAGACAAGUAAUUCCUCAAGUCAUGUGAAACGUUCAAAUUUGUUGCAAUUCGAGAACUAAGAGAUAUAAAAAUAUUCAAAUACCCAAAACUGCAUUACAAAACUGACAGAAAAAAAUGAAACAAAAUUAAGCGCAAUCAAAUAAUAAACAAGCUGCGUACGCUAACUUAUUAAAUAAUUUUUGUUUUUAAUUCUUUAUUUAGUGGUAGCUAGUGCAAUUUAGUCAGUAAGCCGCCGUCUCCCAAACACCGACUAAUGACCAUCGCAAAUAUAUAUUUCCACCCAAUCGAUCUAAUCUUCUCUUUUGGCGUUAAUUUUAAACAAUCAAUCAAACACACCAUGCAUAUUUAUUUGUGUGUAUGCUGUUUGUACUAUAUUUUACUUUAUUUUUAAACUACUUUUUUAUAUGAAUAUAUUUAUAUAUAUUUUUGCAUUCAACAACUAUACACCUUCAGCAAUUUUCUCGCUUUCAAACAAAAAUGUCCAAACUCGAAACCUGAACGAGGAAAAUAGCUACAUAAUAGAGAGUCAUGCUUUGAUGCCCAAAGAAAAUGAAGAAUAAGAAUCGUAAUACAAGGCAAAACUUCCAUGUGAGAAUGAGAAAAUUGUCUGGAAUUGUUGGUAAACAUGGUUUCCGUUUAAAUUAGCUAAUUACGAGACACACACUUUACGAAAUAUCGUAUGAUACGUUAAACAUAAUUACUAAAUAGUGAAUCACACGCAAUAUUAAUCAAGCAGAACAUUUAUAUAUUAUCGUUUAAAACUGACCAACAGAAGAAAAAUAAAAUACACAAUGCAAAAAACACUCAAUAGAAAUUCAGUUCUGAAACACAAAA